Helianthus annuus (common sunflower) is the source of this 4249-nucleotide messenger RNA. Its product is annotated as mediator of RNA polymerase II transcription subunit 33A. The transcript has 10 exons. Gene Ontology annotation, biological process: regulation of phenylpropanoid metabolic process. NCBI's taxonomy places the organism in Eukaryota, Viridiplantae, Streptophyta, Magnoliopsida, Asterales, Asteraceae. Gene Ontology annotation, cellular component: mediator complex. The record is from RefSeq and is a predicted model, not a curated record. The coding region runs from base 162 to 4058 and encodes 1298 amino acids.
AGUUAACCCUUUGCCUUCAAUUUUGACUUCCAAAAUUCAGACCAUUUUACACACAUCUAUCCCAAAGCCACCCUUUCUCUCUCUCUCUCCCUCUCUCUCUCUGCAAGAAAAGAUACACAUAUAUAAUUACAUAAGCAUAAGAAGAAUCAUAUGUACCACUAAUGGCUGUGUCCUUAGGGACCUUGAGAUUAUGGGACAGUAUCCUAGAGUUAACAAAGAAAUCACAGGAUAAAGGCAGUGAUCCUAUGAUAUGGGCUAUCCAUCUUUCUUCACAGUUGAACUCAGCUGGUGUAUCUCUUCCUUCACCAGAAUUAGCCAAUCUUCUGGUUUCUCACAUUUGUUGGGAUAAUAAUAAUCCCAUUUCUUGGAAGUUUUUGGAAAAAGCUUUGAUCUUUAACAUAGUUCCUCCUUUGCUUGUUCUUGCUCUUCUAUCUACCAGGGUUAUUCCGAUGCGACAUACUCAACCUGCAGCGUUUCGGCUAUAUAUGGAACUCCUAAAGAGACAUGCUUUUAAACUCAAACCACAUGUAGAAUUUAAAAACUAUGAAGUGAUCAUGAAUUCAAUAGACAUUGUUCUCAAUCUUUCUCAGAUAUUCGGCACUAAAGUCAACGAUCCGGGCAGCGUAUUACUUGAGUUUAUAGUUGCAGUUGUUUGGCAGUUAGUAGAGGCGGCAUUAGGAGAUGAGGGGCUUCUAGAACUUACCAAAGAAAGAACACAUAAAUGGAAUGUUCCUCAAGACAUGGAGAUAGAAGAUUCCGGUAGCUACGGUGGAAAGAGGAUUGAGAUUUUGCAGAGUAGAAAUACAGUUAUGGCGGUUGAGCUGAUCGGGCUUUUCCUGCAGAGUAAAAUAACUUCCAGGAUUCUUUUGCUGGCUCGCCGAAACAUGCCCACACAUUGGAGAAGUUUGGUUCAGGAUAUAGAGGUUCUUGCGGUCAACUCGUCAGCGCUAAGAAGUUCAAAGGUGAUGACACCAGAAACUCUGCUUCAGUUAAUAUCAGAUGAUCAUAAAGUUGUGUCUGAAGGAAAAAAAGCGAAUUAUUUGCAAGAAAUUCACACGAUUAUGUCUUCAUCUGCCGGUAUCUCUCAUAAAGUCAGCGGUUCUUCACUGUGGAUUCCUAUCGAUCUUGCGCUUGAAGACGCCAUGGAUGGUUCACAAGUCGAUACAACAAGCGCCAUCGAAAUUAUCACACGUCAUGUAAAAGCUCUUCAAGCGUUACAUGGAACCAGUUGGCACGAGUGUUUUCUCGGUCUUUGGAUGGCCGCUCUUCGGCUUGUUCAAAGGGAAAGAGAUCCCAUUGAAGGUCCUAUGCCGCGUUUGGAUACACGUUUAUGCAUGUUAUUGUCUAUCACAACUUUAGUGGUUUCUGAUUUAAUCGAGGACGAAGAAAGUUUGUCACAAAACAAUAUUAACUGCCAAACAACACAAACUUGCAAAGAAAACCGCCGUAUGGAGUUGGUGUCAAGUUUACAAAGUUUGGGUGACUAUCAGAGCUUGCUGACUCCACCUCAGGCGGUUAUUGCCGCCGCCAAUCAGGCUGCUGCAAGAGCAGUGAUGAUCAUAUCCGGCAAUAACGUCGGUAGCAGCGCAUACUUUGACCUGGUCAACACGAAAGAUAUUGCAGCUGGAAACUUGCACCAUUUGAUAGUCGAGGCUUGUAUCGCAAGAAACCUGUUGGAUACAUCAGCGUAUUACUGGCCAGGUUACGUAACAGGUCGUAUUAACCAAAUCCCGCAUGGCGUGCCAGCUCAAGUCCCGGGCUGGUCAACGUUCAUGAAAGGCGCACCACUCACUCCAGUCAUGACGAACGCUCUCGUUUCUGAACCUGCUUCAAGCUUAGCAGAGCUCGAGAAGGUUUUCGAGAUUGCAGUUAAUGGAUCUGACGAUGACAAGAUAGCUGCCGCUACUAUUCUUUGCGGUGCCUCUUUGAUUCGCGGUUGGAAUGUGCAGGAGCAUAGUGUUUACUUCAUUACGAGAUUAUUAUCGCCUCCACUGCCGGCGAAUUAUUCGGGAAAUGACAGCCAUCUUAUCGCUUAUGCACCCAUGCUUAACGUCCUUCUUGUCGGUAUAGCACCCAUCGACUGCGUUCAGAUCUUCUCGUUACACGGACUCGUUCCACACCUUGCUGGUUCUUUGAUGCCAAUAUGCGAAGUGUUUGGAUCAUGUGUACCGAAUAUAUCAUGGACUUUGACAACCGGAGAAGAGAUCUCGGCGUACGCUGUGUUUUCAAACGCAUUCGCACUUCUUCUAAAGCUAUGGAGGUUCAACCACCCUCCGCUUGAAUACGGGGUCGGAGAUGUACCUCCGGUGGGAUCGCAACUCACUCCUGAAUACCUGUUACUAAUGCGGAAUUCCCAGUUAGUUUCGUCUGGUAGUUUAUACGAGGAUCGAAACAGAAGACGAUUAUCAGCAGUAGCGAAAGCAUCGUGCCCGAAUCCCAUGUUCGUUGAUUCGUUUCCGAAGCUAAAAGCGUGGUAUCGUCAACAUCAAGCGUGUUUAGCUUCGACGCUUUCGGGUCUAGUUCAUUCGCCUGUUCAUCAGAUUGUUGAUAGCCUUCUAAACAUGAUGUUUCGAAAGAUAAACAGAAAUCAACCGUUGAAUUCCGUAUCGGGAAGUAGUUGUUCGUCUGGGCCCGGAAGUGACGAUACGUCUUUGUGGCCUAAACUACCUGCUUGGGAUAUUCUUGAAGCGGUUCCUUUUGUAGUCGAUGCUGCGCUAACAGCGUGCGCGCAUGGACGAUUAUCCCCUCGCGAGCUAUGUACAGGGCUUAAAGAUUUGGCAGACUUUCUUCCUGCAUCUUUGGCAAUCAUUGUGAGUUAUUUCUCGGCUGAAGUGUCGCGCGGUGUCUGGAAACCGGUAUUUAUGAACGGAUCGGAUUGGCCAAGUCCAGCUGCAAAUCUUUCGAAUGUCGAAGAACAUAUCAAGAAUAUCCUGGCUGCCACAAACGUUAACGUUCCCCGCCUUUUUGCAGGGAUAAGUUCACCAUUUACUCUCCCAUUGCCCUUAGCUGCCUUUGUGAGCGUCACCAUAACGUACAAACUCGAUAAAGCAUCACAACGCUUUCUUGAUCUCGCAGGCCCGGCCCUAGAAUCACUCGCAGCCGGUUGCCCAUGGCCGUGCAUGCCGAUCGUGGCUUCUUUAUGGACCCAAAAAGCAAAAAAAUGGAGUGAUUUUCUUGUUUUUUCAGCUUCGCGUACGGUUUUCCUCCACGACAAUGAUGCAGUAUAUCAGCUUCUUAAAAGUUGCUUCACAGCCACACUUGGGUUGAACAAUUCUCUUGUUUCAACCCACGGUGGCGUUGGAGCGCUUCUCGGGCAUGGGUUCGGGUCCAACUUAUACGGGGAAAUAUCUCCGGUAGCACCCGGGUUUCUAUAUUUACGGGUUUAUCGUUCGAUUAGAGAUAUAAUGUUUCUUAGAGAAGAUAUUAUAUCUUUACUUAUCCAAUGUGUGAAAGAUAUAGCUUCUAGUGGUGCUACAACUCCCAAAGGUAAACAAGAAACAAAAUAUGGACAGCUUUCACUUGCUACUAGUUUGACCAAAGUCAAACUAGCUGCUCAAUUAGCAGCUUCAAUACUAUGGAUAUCCGGAGGUCAAGGAUUAGUCCAGUCGUUAAUAAACGAGACAUUACCGUCUUGGUUUAUAUCCGCUCACCGAGAGGAAACAGGUGGGCCGGUUUCAAUGCUAUCCGGGUACGCUCUUGGGUACUUUACAGUACUUUGUGGAGCAUUUGCCUGGGGUGUCGACUCGUCCACGUCAGCAUCCAAGUGGCGGCCUAGAUUUCUCGGGUCCCACAUGGAUUUUUUGGCAAGUGCACUUAAUGGGAAGAUAACACUCGGGUGUGAUCCGAUUACUUGGCAUUCGUACGUUACGGGUUUUUUAAACUUGAUGUUGGGUUGCAUGGCUGAUUGGGUGGUGGAAGUUGAUGUGGAGGUUUUGAAGAGAUUGAGUAAAGGGUUGAGGCAAUGGAAUGAGGACGAACUUGCUCUUAAGUUGCUGGAAUCGGGCGGUGUUGGUACAAUGGGUGCAGCUGCUGAACUUAUUGCUCAAACUGAUUCAUAGUGUGGUAGAUCUAUAUAACUGAUUUCGGUUUUCAGGUCAAGUUUUGUAAAGUGUUUUAGAUUUAGCUGUACAUUAGUUCUCAAUUUCUCAUCAGUGUGACAAUAGAACUUAUGUGUUGACUUUAAAGUUUAAACCCAAUUCAAAACUCUCCCAUUCAACUUGUAAAAGAUAUGAUAUGAUAAUCUUGAAAA